CCUUGUUGGAGAGCUAAGACCCCACAAGCUGCACAAUGCAGCCAAAAAAUAAAAAUAAAAUGGUGGGGGAGGUGGGCCCCACAUAACCCUGGUUUCCCAGGAAGGUGCCAGAAAGGCAUUGCGAUUUGCUAGCUUCAGCCAGCAAGAAGCAGAGAGCCUGACCUCUUGACACCCAGUCUAGCACAUGCUGCCUCUGAAGCAAGAUGGGAGAAGGUAUGUGAAACCCACUUGGAUCCAGGCCUAGGAGAGAGGUGGGAAAGGCCUGCCUACUGUGCUCUUCACCUGUACCAGCUCCCCUGCUGGGAGCAACUUCACUCUGCCAGGCUGCGGUUAAGGCAUUUUUACAUCCAACAGCCCUGAGCUUUUCAGACAAGGCAUGAGGAGCUAACUGUCCAAAGUCAUUCACGUGUUAGGGGGAUCUGGGAUGUGAACCCAGGCAGUGAGGCCACGGCUGAGGCCCAGGGAGAGGUGGUGAAUAGCCCAGGGUCACACAGCCACAGCCCCAGAGCAAGAAACUGCUGGCCCCCUUCCAGCCCAGCAAAAGCAAUGACACCUGACUCCUAGCAAAUUGGGGGUGGAGCAGAGGUGGAGCUAGGGAGACCCAGGUGGCCUCUCUUGAGAACCAGAGCACAGGCGGCAGAUUGACCUGGAGCAGCAUGAAGCAGAGCUGGGGACUGAAGCUGUUCAUCCUGGGAGCCGUGGUCCUCAUAGAGGGUCUUCAAGCAGCUCAGCGUGCAUGCGGGCAGCGAGGCCCCGGUCCCCCUGAGCCUCAGGAGGGAAACACGGUGCCUGGCGAGUGGCCAUGGCAGGCCAGCGUGAGGAGGCAGGGCAUCCACAUCUGCAGCGGGUCCCUGGUGGCAGACACCUGGGUCCUCACUGCAGCCCACUGCUUUGAAAAGGAGGCAAUGACAGAACUGAACUCCUGGUCAGUUGUCCUGGGUUCUCUGCAGCAUGAAGGUCUGAGCCCAGGGGCUGAGGAGGUGGGGGUAACAGCUCUGCAGCUGCCCAGGGCCUACAACCACUACAGCCAGGGUUCAGACCUGGCCCUGCUCCGGCUAGCCCACCCUGUGGCCCACACACCUCUCUGCUUGCCCCAACCUGCCCAUCGCUUCCCCUUUGGGACUUCCUGCUGGGCCACUGGCUGGGAUCAGGACACCAAUGAUGCUCCCAGGACCCUACGGAAUCUGCGCCUGCGUCUAAUCAGUCGCCCCACGUGUAACUGUCUCUACAACCGCCUACACCAGCGGUCACUGGCCAGUCCGGCCCGGCCCGGGAUGCUGUGUGGGGGUCCCCAGCCUGGGAUGCAGGGGCCCUGUCAGGGAGAUUCCGGGGGUCCUGUGCUGUGCCGCGAACCUGAUGGACACUGGGUUCAAGCUGGGAUCAUCAGUUUUGCAUCAAGCUGUGCCCGGGAAGACACUCCUGUGCUGCUGACCAACAUGGCUGCUCACAGCUCCUGGUUGCAGGCUCGAGCUCAGGGGGCAGCCUUCCUAACACAGAACCCAGAGACCCCGGAGAUCAGUGAUGAGGACAGCUGUGUAGCCUGUGGAUCUCUGAGGAGAGAAGGCCCUCAGGCGGGAGCUCCCUCCCCGUGGCCCUGGGACGCUAGGCUGAAGCACCAAGGGAAGCUAGCUUGCGGUGGAGCCCUGGUGUCAGAGGAGGUGGUGCUGACUGCUGCCCACUGCUUCAUUGGGCGCCAGGCCCCAGAGGAAUGGACGGUAGGCCUGGGGGUCGGCCCAGAGGAGUCGGGCCUGAAGCAAGUCAUCCUGCAUGGGGCGUAUACCCACCCGGAGGGGGGCUAUGACGUGGCCCUCCUGCUGUUGGCCCAGCCUGUAACCCUGGGCCCCAGCCUGCGGCCCCUCUGCCUGCCCUACUCGGACCACCGCCUGCCUGAUGGGGAACGCGGCUGGGUCCUAGGGCUGGCCCGCCAAGGAGCAGACACCAGCUACCCUCAGACAGUGCCUGUGACCCUCCUGGGGCCCAGGGCCUGUAGCCGCCUGCACGCAGCCCUUGGGAGCACUAGCAUUCUGCCGGGGAUGGUGUGUACCAGUGUUGUGGGCGAGCCGCCCGGCUGUGAGGGCCUGUCGGGGGCACCGCUGGUGCACGAGGUGAGGGGCACAUGGUUCCUGGCUGGGCUGCACAGCUUCGGAGAUGCCUGCCAAGGCCCCGCAAGACCUGCUGUCUUUGCAGCACUCCCCACCUAUGAGAACUGGGUCAGCAGUUUGGACUGGCAGGUCUACUUCGCUGAGGAGCCCGAGCCCGAGCCCAGAAGCUGUGCGGCUAACAUGAGCCAGCCAGCCAACUGCUGACAGGUGGCUCUGGGACGCUGCAGUCACAGCAAGGCAACUCCCACAAAAUUGCUUCUCUCCCAUCCAGCCCCCUGCCUUUCCCAGGCAGGUCUGACAGCGCAAAGGGCUCUGGGAGGGAACCUGCCCUGAAAGCUCCACCCUGCAGGACAGGGAGAUGUCGCCCGUGGAUGCCCCCCACCCAGCUCUGCAGUCCAACACAGGCGUCCCAAGCUUUUCCUAUUCUUCAUCCCUUCAGAUCCAAUGACACCAGCCAAGUACUUGGAAAAUUUCUUUUUUGGGGGGGAGCAAUUUUCCUGUUUUUUUAAACUUAAAUAAAUUGUUACAAAAUAGACUUUA
Molecule: messenger RNA, 2642 nt
Organism: Odocoileus virginianus texanus
Lineage: Eukaryota; Metazoa; Chordata; Mammalia; Artiodactyla; Cervidae
Source: RefSeq, a predicted model, not a curated record